Molecule: messenger RNA, 1303 nt
Organism: Rhodamnia argentea
Lineage: Eukaryota; Viridiplantae; Streptophyta; Magnoliopsida; Myrtales; Myrtaceae
Product: N-alpha-acetyltransferase 40
Exons: 9
Coding region: 84-854 (256 amino acids)
Cellular component (GO): nucleus
Molecular function (GO): histone H4 acetyltransferase activity; histone H2A acetyltransferase activity; protein N-terminal-serine acetyltransferase activity
Source: RefSeq, a predicted model, not a curated record
CCCUCUUUGCCUCUCUGUUUGACGCAGCUUCAACUCUCAACUUGCACAGCCGCUGACGAAGAAGAGACGACGAGCUUCCAUCAAUGGAGUCCAAGGGACAGAGCGCGCGCAACAAAGGAAAGAAACUGAAACGCAAAGAGGUUCUGGAGAAGAAGAAAGCAGUCGACGAGCUGGUAAGAGCGGCUUCUUCCGAAACCGACCAUCUCGUUUCCUUCCAGGCCUUCCGCCAUUACAACCGCAACGGUGUCUCCGUUUAUUUGGAUUGGGGACGUGGAGAUAGAUUAUCUUCUUCUGUCAAGCAGUAUGUGUACAACCUGCUUAAGGCCAACAUGGAAGGUCCUUUCGGAGCUGAGUGGCCUGCAGAGGAGAAGGUGAAGCGCCGGGAAAUGGUUGCUUCUGAAGCACGCUAUAUAUUUGUUCACGAUGUUGCGAAUGCCAGUGCUGACGGGAUGCCGUCGGUGGUUGAGGCAAAAAAAGAAGUUACUGAUAGCAUGUUGGAGAUUGUAAGCAUUGUCGGGUUUGUUCACUUCCGUUUUCUUGUGGAGGAAGAAAUACCUGUCCUCUACGUGUAUGAGAUACAGCUUGAGCCUCAUGUCCAAGGGAAGGGGCUGGGUAAAUUUUUGAUGCAGUUGAUUGAGCUUAUCGCUAGAAAGAAUCGCAUGGGUGCUGUGGUACUUACGGUACAGAAAACCAAUUUGUCAGCUAUGAAGUUCUAUACUAGUAAGCUGAGAUACAUUGUAUCAUCAAUUUCACCCUCAAGAGUCAAUCCAUUGCUGGGCAGUGAGGCAAGCUAUGAAAUUCUUUGCAAAGCAUUUGAACCCGAAGCCAAAGCUGUGUUGGAGGAAGGUGAUUGAAGCGACUGACAAUGACUGUUGAGCCACCCUCUUGUUUAGAUCAACUCAGUGCUGCUUGGGAGAAACAAAAGGCGUUGUUAGUUUCUGGCACUGAGGAUAUUGCAACUUCUUGCUGAAAUUCUGGUGGAGAUCUUUGCCGUGAAGUACAUUUGAAAGGUUUGAGGCCCUUGUUGAAUUCCUGCUUCAUAUCGAAGCACGAGGGGCGUCGUUCUUCUCAUUCCUGGCUCAAUUAGCUCAUGCUUUGCGUCAUGCUAAAUCUUUCAACAUCUAUUACAGAUGCCAUCAAUUUUAUGUAUCCGACCAGGUGGAGGGAACUGUGUCCAAAUUGUCCUGGAUACAGUUUAUUGAUGUUUCCAGUGCCAUAUUGUACACUAAAUGUAACAAAAUGAACCCCGAAAAUGAUGCUUCUUAUUUGUUGCCUGAUUCAGCCUUGAAACUCUUCUUGCAAA